This is a messenger RNA of Acanthaster planci (crown-of-thorns starfish), 4063 nucleotides long. RefSeq names its product polyamine-transporting ATPase 13A3-like. Gene Ontology annotation, molecular function: ATP binding; ATPase-coupled monoatomic cation transmembrane transporter activity; ATP hydrolysis activity. Gene Ontology annotation, biological process: polyamine transmembrane transport; intracellular calcium ion homeostasis. Gene Ontology annotation, cellular component: late endosome membrane. The record is from RefSeq and is a predicted model, not a curated record. Lineage: Eukaryota; Metazoa; Echinodermata; Asteroidea; Valvatida; Acanthasteridae.
UAGUUGUUACCCUGACAGUCACCGACAAGCAACGCCGGCUUCCUUUUGACUCUCCCAGAAACAACACCGGCACAAAAGGAGGUCCCAAACGCCAACGAAGCGGAGAGGCACUCUUCUCUUGUUCCGGACGGAUUGGGCGAAUCGUCCCACGGCCUCUCCUCUAGACGCUAAGCUAGCUGGAGCGGCUCGUCCGUGUAACUCCUCCGGCAGUUGCCUAUCUGACGCCCGUUGGCGAGGGCUUGGUGUUGUCAGGUAGUUACCGCCGCACAUCUACUCGUCACUUCAUGUUCCUCUCCGUUAUGAGAUACUUGCAGUGCAAUCAAGGAGGAUCGACCCUUCCAGACUUCGAUACAUAAGCAGUGCGAAUCCGACGUCACCCCCCCCUCCGGUCGGCCCUCCACUCAUUGGCAAAUUUAGCCCCUGUUCAAACAGUGCGGAACGAAACAAUUUCUGCAUCUGAGUACCAGACUUUGCAGAUAGCACACGUCUUUGAAUACAGGACAAUAAGCCACUGGAGAGAGGCAUUUCUGAGAGGUUUCCCUUGGGUGAACUGGAAAAGUUGGUCUCUGCCUCUAAGUCAACGUCACGUGCUGUACUGAAAAAACGGGGUUUAUUUCAGGUCUGAAGUCUGAAGCCUUUUAGCUACAGCAUGCAUACUCCGUUACCAGAGCGAACUAUUCUCAACGAGGGGAGCGAGGAUGAAGUGGAGUGUUACGGUCUCAGGCGAGACACGCCGCGGACUGUCCUCUGCUACAUUCUGGGGGUCUUCACCGCUGGUCUGUUCUUGGCAGCCAUGUAUUGGAAGCCCAACUGGGCGGCCAGAUUCAUGUACCGGCAGUCGCGAUUGGACCAUGCGGAUACGGUUCUCCUCAAAGACAUGUACAAGCAGUGGUUUCUUGUUCGAGUGAGGUUUUCAAAGGACAGGCUUCCAAAGGAAAAAAGAAAGAAGAAAGGCCACCGAAAUCAAAAGGAGGACUUGAACGGAAGCAUGACGAACGAGACCCCUGGAAUGCGAUACAUACGAUUUCAGAAGUUGAAGUACAUUUGGGAUACAGAAGGAUUCAACUUUUAUAAACUAAGGGGUCUUGAAUCUGGUGUGACCUGCAAUGAAAUCUUUGAGACAUUCAAGGGAUUCACGGCCGACGAACAGAAAUCCCGGAGGGACAUUUACGGUGCCAACGAGAUCGACAUAGCGCUAAGGCCGCUGAUUGUUCUGUUUUUCCAGGAGGCUUUGAACCCGUUCUACGUAUUCCAAAUCUACAGCGUGUGCCUCUGGAUCUUUGGGUACCACUAUGUGUACUUCUCCCUGGCCAUAGUGCUGAUGUCUCUCAUCUCCAUCGCGCUGACGGUGUACAGUACCCGUCAGCAAAGCGUGACCCUGCGGCGUAUGGUCAAAACCACAGGUACAGUCACCAUUUGGAGGGGGAACCAACAGUUGGAGGAGAUCUCUAUUAAGGAUCUGGUUCCAGGCGAUUUGAUCGAGCUCCCGACUCGAGGAUGUAUGAUGAGCUGCGAUGCCGUUCUCAUCAGCGGAAACUGCAUUGUCAACGAGAGCAUGUUGACCGGUGAGUCAGUGCCAAUCACCAAGACACCGCUGCCAUGUCCUCCGCUGGGAGAGGACGAGCAGUCCCCUAUGUACUCACCAGACACCCACAAGAGACAUACGCUGUUCUGCGGUACUGAAAUACUGCAAGGGCGGUCGGCUGAGAAUCAGCCUAUACUGGCGGUGGUUGUCAGAACAGGUUUUUCCACAGCAAAGGGUUCGUUGGUCAGGUCGAUUCUCUUCCCCAAACCAAUCGACUUCAAACUGCACAGAGACGCCAUCAGGUUCAUCUGCAUUCUGGCCAGCAUUGCGUUCAUUGGGGCGACCUACGUUAUCACAAUCAAGAUUCUCCACCAUGCCAAGACGCAUGACAUUAUUCUGAAAGCUUUAGACGUCUUCACGAUUGCCGUGCCCCCAGCCUUGCCAGCAGCGUUGACCAUCGGUAUGGUUUACGCUCAGAGGCGGUUGAAGAACCUCAGGAUUUUCUGCAUCAGCCCCCAGAGGAUUAAUUUAGCAGGCAUGCUCGACGUCAUCUGUUUCGAUAAGACAGGUACCCUGACUGAAGAUCACCUUGAACUGCUGGCCGUGUCGCAUGUCAAGAAGGAUAGUUUCGUCAUGGUGUCGGAUCCUUCCAAACUUCCCUUUGGGCCGUUUGUGGCCGCCAUGGCAACCUGUCAUUCCUUGACAAUGAUUGAUGGGGAACUUAAAGGUGAUCCGCUGGACCUGCAGAUGUUCCAGUCCAUCAAGUGGAACUUAAUCGAACCGAAGGAAGGAGAACUGGGAAACUUCGAUUACUACAUGCCAACCGUUGUCCACUCGUCUGAAGGCGAAGAGAAAGUGGAGAUUGGAAUAGUUAAGCAGUUUCCUUUCUCGUCAGGCCUCCAACGAAUGAGCGUCAUCACCAAGACGUCCAAUGCACUCAACUACAGUAUUUUUGUCAAGGGCGCUCCUGAGACGGUGGCCCUGAUGUGUGACCCUUCGUCAGUUCCUCCAGACUUUGAAGAAGUUUUGAGGGAUUACACUCAGCAAGGAUUGCGGGUUCUUGCUAUCGCAAAUCGCGAACUGGGCAAAAAACUCAGCUACAAAGCAGUUCAACAGUUGCAGAGGCACGAGGUCGAGUGCGACCUCCAGAUGCUUGGACUGAUAAUAUUGCAGAACACGCUGAAGCCUCAGACAGCUCCCGUUAUCGCUCAGCUCAAAAAGGCCGACCUCAGAGUUGUCAUGGUAACAGGUGACAACAAACUUACCGCCAUUCACAUGGCGCGAAAGUGUGGCAUGAUCGGGCCAACGGAGGCCGUUAUCGAAGUGGAGGCUACGCCCCCUGUCGGCAACCAGCAGCCAACCGUGAAGUGGACGCCGGUUGAAGCUCAUAUGCACUACGGUAACAACAGCAUUAAGAACUGUCGGCGGGAGAAUGGACAGAUACCGGACGAAGUUCAGUUGACGUUUUCAGGUGCCGAGGCAGCCAUUGACAUUAACUCAUACCACUUUGCCAUGGACGGCAAGACGUACGCUGUCAUGGUUGAACACUUUCCGGAACUCAUGCCCAAGAUAGCAGCUAGGGGGACAGUGUUCGCCCGCAUGUCUCCAGACCAGAAGGCUCAGCUCAUCGAAGCAAUUCAAGAUCUUGACCUACAUGUUGGUAUGUGCGGCGACGGGGCAAAUGACUGCGGCGCUCUCAAGACGGCUCACACCGGCAUUUCACUGUCCGAGGCCGAGGCGUCUGUGGCCUCGCCGUUCACCUCUCAGAUUCAGAACAUCGAAUGCGUACCCAUCCUCAUCAAGGAGGGGCGUGCCGCUCUUGUGACGUCAUUCGGUGUCUUCAAGUACAUGGCCAUCUACAGUAUGAUCCAGUUCACUUCCGUCAUCAUUUUGAAUUCCGUGGAUGGUUUUCCUAGCGAUGCCAUGUUCAUGUAUUGGGAUAUCGCCAUCACUACGACAGUUGCACUGUUGAUCGCACGCAACGAGGCGUACCACACCAUCGUCAAGCGCAAGCCGCAGGCCAACCUGACCGAUCCCUCCAUCCUCUUCUCUGUCUUCGGUCACAUUCUGUUGCAGCUCCUCGUCCAGGUCGUGGCGUACAUCAUGCUCACCGUUCAACCCUGGUUUACACCGCUAGUUCCUGACAAGUCCGGCAUCGUCAAUGCCUUCAACUUCGAGGCUACCACAAUGUUCUUCAUCUCAUCAUUCCUAUACAUUGUGGUCUCCUUCCUUUUCUCAAGGGGACCGCCCUACCGAAAACCGAUUUACACCAACAUUUUGUUUACCAUCGAUCUGAUCGUGCUGCUUUUGUUCACCACUUUCGUGCUUAUGGUGUAUGUUCGACCAAUAUACGACUUCAUUUUGUUGAAGAAUGUUCCUCUUAAUUUUCGAUGUAUGAUCCUUGGGCUGGCCGUAGCCUAUCUCGUAUGCCGCCUUCUGCUUGAAGUAAGUUACCUGAGUUCAGAUAGACUUAAGUUUUUCACGUGGUGUAAUUCGACAACCGUAAUUAAAAGCCGUUACUGAGGUGGCACAACGCGU